AUGUCCGCUCGCCUGAACAACCUGCUGCAGCACAUUGCUGUGAAAGACAAAGACAGCGACACAAUGCGACACCUGAAGCAGCGCAUGGCGCUGGCGUCCCUCGCGAACCAGUUCACGGUGGGCAAGGACCACCUCAAGCAGCUGAUGUUGUACAUGGUCCACGAGAUGAUUGAGGGACUGGAGGGCCGCGAGAGCACUUUGCGCAUGCUGCCUUCUUACGUGUACAAAACCGAUCCCAGCAAGGCGACAGGCGUCUUCUACGCGCUGGACCUCGGGGGCACGAACUUUCGAGUGCUGCGUGUGACGUGCAAGGAAGGAAGGGUAGCGGACCGUGUGGACGCCAAGUUUGUGAUUCCGCAGCAGGCACUGCAAGGAACGGCAGAGGAUUUGUUUGGCUUUAUUGCGCAGAGUGUGAAGAAAAUGAUGGAGCAGAAAGCACCGGAGGACUUGAACCGCACCGUGCCGCUUGGCUUCACAUUUAGCUUUCCAACAGAGCAGAAAGGCGUCGAUCACGGUUUCCUGAUAAAAUGGACGAAGGGUUUCUCGACACGGGGUGUGGAGGGGAAGGACGUGGUGGAACUUCUGCAGAAGGCAUUGAAACGCAUGGAAGUGAAGGUGAAAGUGGUGGCACUCUGCAACGACACUGUCGGUACGCUUAUCACGAACUACUUCUUUGAUCCCGAUACGCAGGUUGGCGUAAUCAUCGGCACCGGCUCCAACGCGUGCUACUUCGAGGAUGCCUACGCCGUGACGAAGGAACCCUCAGUGGCCGCGCGCGGUACGACACAGACACCAAUCAACAUGGAGUGCGGGAACUUUGACUCCAAGUACAAGUUUGUGCUGCCGGUCACCGCGUACGACGAGGCGAUGGAUGCCGUUACGCCGAACCGCAACUACCAGACGCAAGAGAAGAUGGUCUCCGGCAUGUAUCUUGGGGAAAUCAGUCGCCGCAUGAUAGCGCAUCUUGCCGAGUUGCAUUGCCUGCCAAGCGCCCUUGCAUCCAAGAUGGCCAAGCCGUGGAGCUUUGAGACGAAAUUUAUGGGCAUGAUAUCCGCAGACCGCAUGCCGGGUCUGCAGUUCACGCGUCAAGUGUUCCAAGAGCUUUUCCAUGUCGACGUGACGGAUGUUGCAGACCUGCACGUGAUCCGUGAUGUGUGCUGCCUGGUGCGCGGCCGCGCUGCGCAGAUCAGUGCCAUGUUCUGCAGUGCGCCACUUGUGAAGACAAGGAAAGAGGGCCGUGCGACGGUCGCGAUCGAUGGCUCCGUGUUUGAGAAGACACCGUCAUUCCGCCGCCUGCUGCAGCAAAACAUGAACGCCAUUCUCGGUCCUGGGUGUGAUGUCACGACGGCACUCGCAAGGGACGGCAGCGGCAUUGGCGCCGCUUUUAUCUCCGCGCUGGUUGUGAACGACAAAUAA
Molecule: messenger RNA, 1416 nt
Organism: Trypanosoma cruzi
Lineage: Eukaryota; Euglenozoa; Kinetoplastea; Trypanosomatida; Trypanosomatidae
Product: hexokinase, putative
Exons: 1
Coding region: 1-1416 (471 amino acids)
Biological process (GO): glucose 6-phosphate metabolic process; intracellular glucose homeostasis; glycolytic process
Cellular component (GO): mitochondrion; cytosol
Molecular function (GO): D-glucose binding; ATP binding; mannokinase activity
Source: RefSeq, a predicted model, not a curated record